Molecule: messenger RNA, 1533 nt
Organism: Equus quagga
Lineage: Eukaryota; Metazoa; Chordata; Mammalia; Perissodactyla; Equidae
Gene: CHCHD4
Product: coiled-coil-helix-coiled-coil-helix domain containing 4
Exons: 3
Coding region: 181-651 (156 amino acids)
Biological process (GO): protein import into mitochondrial intermembrane space
Cellular component (GO): mitochondrial intermembrane space
Molecular function (GO): protein-disulfide reductase activity
Source: RefSeq, a predicted model, not a curated record
GGGACAGUGUGGGCAUGUGCGAGGGAUCUCCACAGUGUGGCCUUUGGGGACACAGCUGGGUUCAAAUUCCAGCCCUGUGUGAGCUCGGCCAAGUCGCUUCCAGGCCUCAGGCUUACCACCGGAAAAUGGCGCUCCUGCUGCCUCCUCAGCGUGGCGAGGGGAUGGCAGGAGCUGGCUGACAUGCAGAGCCCAGGAGGGACCGUCUGCCCACCAGGGACUACGGGAGAAACCGAGCACCAUGCUGUGCGGGGAAAGGAUCGAAUCAUAUUUGUGACCAAAGAAGACCACGAAACUCCAAGCAAUGCCGAGCUGGUGGCUGACGACCCCAACGAUCCGUACGAGGAGCAUGGAUUGAUCCUGCCAAAUGGGGACAUUAACUGGAACUGCCCGUGCCUUGGGGGAAUGGCCAGCGGCCCCUGUGGGGAACAGUUCAAGUCGGCCUUCUCCUGCUUCCACUACAGCACGGAGGAGGUCAAGGGGUCAGACUGUGUAGCCCAGUUCCGGGCCAUGCAGGAGUGCAUGCAGAAAUACCCGGACCUCUAUCCCCAGGAAGACGAGGAGGAGGAGGAAGAGAAGAAGCCCGCAGAACCCUUAGAGGAAAGAGCUCCCACUGAGGCUGCUGCAACCACAGAGGAGGAGGGGUCAAGCUAGUGAGGCCGCGAGGCCCGGCUGCCGUCCUUCACCUUCAGAGUGAUAGGAACCUUUUGCACAAUGCCUUUUGGUCACUCUCCAAGAAAGUGUCUUUCCCUCUGUUGUUCUGUGCACUGUAAUGUACAAAAUAACUUAUUUUGAUCCUCAGGGGUCUUGGCCCCUUGACAUAUACACUGAGAAAGAUGGAGUCGAAUGUCUGUGUGUGUCACAUAAGCCUGUCAGCAAAUGUAGCUGCCACUUUUGAAUUUUCUUCUCAGAUUGCCCUGAAUUUUGCCACUUUGAAAUAAUGUGCUGAAUAUUCUCAGCAUUGUGAGUGAGCUGAUUUAUUCUGAUUCAUUAUAGCCCUUUUAGUAGAUUUUAUACUGCUUUGGGAAAUGAAAUAGAAAAAGAAACACCAAAAACUUCCUUUAAAAAAUGCUGGAGUGGGUCCAUUCCUCAUAGAAGAGGCCAGAAGAUCAGAUACUUGUUUCUCAAAAACCGUCUUACCCUUGAGUAUACGAGCAGGAACUGUACUCCGUGUUUCGCAGAUUUGGUUUCGUUUUACAUUGAGCUCCAGGUUUUCUGUGGAAAGCGGAGCUCUGGACCCUCAGGUUCACAGUCCUUCCUAAGUGAGAGAAAGGCUGGUUUCUGCCAUUCUUAUUGUUCCUAAAGCCUGGAUCGGGGCCUGCGCUCACACGGGCUCUGUCUCAGCCUGUUCAGAUGCCAUGUUCUUGAGAGAAGGGGACCUGAUUCUUACCAAAGUAGCAGCCAAGAGAGGACAUGCUGUGAACUAAGUAGUCAGUUAAAAGGAAAACAUGAUUUUUAUCUAAUUCUGAGUAUGUCCUUUGUUUUUGCUAAUUAAAAGUGUUUUUGAUGUAAGGAAAUAAAAUUAUGAAAAUUUAA